AUGACUUAUGAGGGUCCGUGUGAGGCGGACCCCCAGCUAUUCGAGCGCAUUAAUGGCACCUAUGCGGCAAAAGAAUGGGUCGGAUCGAUUACCAGCGGCUACAACACAGCCCACCCCUAUCUCUGCCUCUUCGUAUGCCCACUUGGCAUGUUUAUGAAUUUCGUCCACAUUUUGGUCCUAACCCGACCGAGAAUGCGACGAUCCGCCGUAAAUCGAGUGCUAAUCGGGGUGGCACUGUGUGAUGUGGCCACAAUGACGUCGUACCUCAUCUACAUCCUUCGCUUCGUCUUUAUCAGGCAAUGGAGAGGCGAGAGGGCGUUUAGCUACGAAUGGGCUUUAUUCCUCCGGCUCCAUGCAACCGGAGCUAUCGUACUCCACUCAACAACAUUGUUCCUAUGCGUCACGAUGGCAUUUAUACGAUGGCGAGCCAUGCGUGAUCCGCAAAGCCGUUGGCUUCGGCCCCAGCUGACGGGUUAUUUAUGCUCCUCCGUGUUCAUGGUGAUCGUCGUCAUUUGUAUUCCGACGUACAUCGUACAUGAGGUGAUCGAGUAUCGACCAUCCGCCGAGGAGCACGACGUCGUCUAUUACACCGUCGAUUUCUCGCAAUUUUCGCUGAAAAAUCAUUGCCGAUUUUUGAAGAUGAAUUUAUGGUUGUUGGGGAUAUGUUUAAAGGUAAUCCCGUGCCUAUUGCUCAGCUUUUUCACGAUAUUCCUGAUGAUACUGCUCAAGGAAAACAACAUCAAACGAACCGUUUUGCUGUACUCCUCCACCGGGGCGCAGAAGCGGAAGCAGAACUACGAUCGGACAACGAUGACGCUUAUCGUCAUGUUGGCCGUGUUUUUGCUCACAGAAAUGCCCCAAGGCGUCAUCUCGGUGUUGAUCGGCGUCUACACAAACGACGUCUACAAUGUGGUCUACAUCAAUUUCGGGAACCUGUUGGACUUGUUGUCGUUGCUGAACAGCUACGUCGGCUUCAUCACCUACUGCUUCUUAUGCAGCAAGUAUCGACAGACCUUCUUGAUGAUGCUCGUGUCGGCAAAACGGGAAAGCCGCGAGAUGACGCAGCUGUUCGUCACGGCGGAUGUUGUAGCAGAACGGGAA
Messenger RNA from Mesorhabditis spiculigera, 1101 nucleotides. The record is from the annotation of a GenBank genome assembly. NCBI's taxonomy places the organism in Eukaryota, Metazoa, Nematoda, Chromadorea, Rhabditida, Rhabditidae.